Glossina fuscipes is the source of this 2395-nucleotide messenger RNA. RefSeq names its product methenyltetrahydrofolate synthase domain-containing protein (gene lost). The transcript is spliced from 7 exons. The record is from RefSeq and is a predicted model, not a curated record. The coding region runs from base 555 to 2168 and encodes 537 amino acids. Gene Ontology annotation, cellular component: cytoplasm. NCBI's taxonomy places the organism in Eukaryota, Metazoa, Arthropoda, Insecta, Diptera, Glossinidae.
UUUUAGCUAAAGUACUCAGUUUUCCAACAGUGUUCGUGAGCUCAACAACGAAAUUUUAUUUCUGCAGCUGUGACGUAAAUUCCCCUUAAAACAAAUUCUACCUCUUCGAAAAACUAGCAAGCCUAAGAAACAUUAUAAAAUAAACUUGCUGACAUUUUCGUUAUAAAGGCAAGCAGGCGAAUUAAGUCGUAGAGAACGAGAAAAAAAAGAAUACUAAAGGUAGCCGCUCGUUUCCCCGUCCUUCCAGAACUGCAUCAUCGUGCCGUUGUCUGUGUGUGUGUGUGUGUGUGCGUGAAAGAGGCAACCAUUCGUACACCAUUGUCAUCCGGCAAGUGGUGAAAAGAGAGGAAAGGUAGUAAUAAUCGGUCAAACGAAGAGCGACCUUAAGUAGUGCCGUGCCGCCGAUCAGAGGAGAGCUUCAACGAACGGAAAAAACGUGGUUUUGCCGCAAAAUAGUUUAACUAGUGCAAAAACAAAACAAAAAGCGGGUUUUCUCAUUUACGCUAACAAAAAUAGAAAAACAAAAAAAAUCGUAAAAAAGAACAACUACGGAAAUGGAAACUCAAAACUCCAAUCAAAAUCCGACCGCUGAUGGUGCUGCCCCAGCUACCAAGGAUGGCGGUAAUUCAAAUCAAGAAGUCUCAUCCACCACUCAAAAUAUUGAACCAACAAAACGUUCAUUGCGCGUACAAACAUGGAGAAAAUUGCAAGAAAAUAAAUACGGAGUCGGAUUCAAUAGGAUUUUUAAUCGCAUACCCGACUUUGUAAAUAGCGAUAAAGCCGCUUUAAUGUUGGCGGAAACUGAUGAAUUCAAGAAUGCCACGAAUAUUAAAAUAAUGAUUGAUCGAGCUUUACAUGUUGCCAAAUUUCAAGCGCUAUUGGCUAACAAAAAUUUGUACUUGCCGGGAACGCGUGACUCCAAGGCGCUGUACUUGAAAGUAGAUGUACCGCCUAAUGCCACAGAUGAGCAAAAGAAAGAGAUACUGAAUGUCCAGGACGUACAGAAUCAUCGCACAGAAAUUUCUUUGGAUACUAAAAUAAAACUGGACAUGGUUGUCAUUGGCUCAGUGGUGGUUUCGCGCGAUGGUUAUCGCAUUGGCCGCGGCAACGGUUUUAAUGAUUUGGAUAUUGGUCUGCUUACGGAAACUGGUGCAUUAACUCCUGAAACUAUAAUAGUUACCUUGGUCCAUGACGCUCAGGUGGUCGACAAUUUACCAACAAAUUUGUUUCAAAAAUACGAUACACCUGUUGAUUUAAUUGUUACCCCCACCGAAGUGAUACAUGUGGAUAAACGUUUGCCACGUCCAACUGGUAUCUUUUGGGAGUUACUAUCGGAACGUCGCCUCAAGAUCAUACCUGUAUUGCAGGUUCUUAAAGAGACUCUGGAAAAAGAGGGUAAAGUUAUUACCCUGAAAGAAAUUGACACCGAUAUCGAGCAGAGUCAAAAAGGUCGCCGCCGUGGUAUGAUGCGUCGUCGCUAUGGAAAUCGCCGCUAUCAGCGUCGGGCAAUUUCACAGACUGACACUGAACAACAGCAGGGAGAAAAUACAGAACAACGACGAUUCCCUCGUCGAAGACGUUUCAUUAAUCGUCGACGACGCCCAACCAAAUCUGAAGGCGAUCAAUCAGGCAUUGAAUCUAUGAGCCAAGAACGUCGAGCUGGCGGGGGUGGUGGAGAUGGUGGCAACCGCAGAUCGCGGCCACGCAAAAAUCGUCCUGUUCUUGAUUUCUCCAUUAAGGUGACUAAUCUAAGACGUGGCAUGCGCAUUAAAGACUUGAAAGCCGAAUUGCGCAAACGACAAUGUAAUCCAUUGGGUAUUACUUGGAAAGCGUCCAUCGGUCGCUGUUUCUUGCAUUUCGGUAAUCGUAAUGGUCAACCGAGCACCGAUGAGGAUAUGGAAAAGGUGUUGACUGCUUUAAGCAAUCUUACUUUAACCAUUAAUCCACCACGCAACGAUAAUGCCCCUAAUGCCAAUGGAGCUGAAGGUGACGUUGGUGAACCGUCGCCUCAAUCUAAACCACCAAAGACCAUCAAUCUUAAUGUAAAGUUGAUUAAACGCAAUGAGAAAAAGAAAGUUGGUGGGAACAACGAAGUCAAUGGAGACGAUGCUGCGGGUGGCGACGCUAGUAACGCCCGUAUCGAGUCUGUCGACGCUACUCCUGUAUAGUGUGAGAUGUGGGCUGUUGCUUAACGGUUGUACUUUUGGUUUAGACAUUUGGGGACGUGCAUUCCUUUUCAUUACAGGAUAUUAAAAAAUACUUAUUACUGCUACUACCAUUCAUCCAUUUCAUUUCGGUUAACAAUGCAGCGACGACUACGUUCAAUUAGUCUUACGAGUUGCGUUUCUUAACGAGGUUUUCUCUCUUUUUUUUUUUUUUUUUUUUGUUUUUUUUU